ACAGCCAGAAUCGAAGCCGCUGGAUGGUUGAAUUUGAUAGUCACUUGGACUCUACAAUCGCGAAACGGAUCGCGAUUGAGAACUGACUAUGUAAAGAGUGUAUUAAUUCGGCGAUUCAAGCAGGACAAAGAUGGAACGUGGACUGGUGGCGAAGUUGUGUCAGAAAACCUUGCAGGACGGAUCAAUGUAGGGGGUUCUAAUGAAAACUAUACCGAUGAUAAACCAGCUAUGCUAUCGCCAAGUUUUGUUAUGCUUUAUCUAGUGAUAUUGGUAGCUCUAGUACUAGUCGUUUUGAAAAUCUAUCAGACCAAGCCUAAAAAGGGAAAACACCGUCCAAAACAUGGACGAAAAAAGAAGAAGGAUAAAGAAAAGAAAAAGUCCAAAAGUGUCACUAAAACCAAAGGUCCGAGCAAGCCCUCAACAAGUAAAAGUGGAAGUGUUGAUGAGAUGAAAAUGUCUGGAAUGUCUGGAGUGUCUGGAAGUCGGGAUGAUGUCAAAAAGCCAUUGCAGUGA
This is a messenger RNA of Haemonchus placei, 513 nucleotides long. The record is from the annotation of a GenBank genome assembly. Lineage: Eukaryota; Metazoa; Nematoda; Chromadorea; Rhabditida; Trichostrongylidae.